UUCACAUGCUAUUGCAUAAAACCAAUGGCACCAAUCAGAACAAGAAACAUGAAAAGGAGCAGAAACCUAAUCACAUGAAUAUAUUUGGGUGUGAAGAAGUGUUCCCACUUGUCAACAUGGCUUCAAAAAGUGGCAUUUGUAUAAGUGUGUAAGCUAAAAACAAAAACGAAACUGUGAACAGAUAUUAAGAAAAAGAAAAGGAGGAAUAACGAAAAGAUAGAUGGAGAAGAAAUGUCUAGAGCCUUAUCCGCAACAAAAGCAAUCACAUAUCAAUCUCAAGAACCUUCCUCCAAUAAAUCCACCCACUACUUCCAUACCCUACUAUCAGGUUAAGAGAAACAAAACAAUUACCAGAUAUGUACCUAAAGUUGCUAAGCCAAGACCUGAAGAAGAGGGAGGAGUGAAGGCGGUGAAAUUUGAUCAUGAAGCAAAUACAAAAGCAGAUAUAUUAGCUGAACAAGAAGAAAUUGAUGAUCUUUCUUCGGUUUGUGCUAUCAAGCAUAUAGACUCUAACAACUUUGUUAAGAAGACUCAUAGCAAGCUGAAUUAUGAAGGCAGUGAUAAUAGAGUCUUGGUUGAUAAAUCAAGUGAACUAAAAAGGGUAUCGGCUAAAUCACAAUUGCAUGAGAUUUGUGUAGCAAACAAUUGGAAGCCUCCUUUAUAUGAAUGUUGCAAAGAAGAAGGGCCUUGCCACCAGAGAUUGUUUACAUUUAAGGUUAUUGUGGAGAUGAUAGGAGCAGAAUAUAUAGUUUUAGAGUGUUAUGGUAUCCCUAAGAUCAAAAAGAAGACAGCAGCAGAGCAUGCAGCUGAAGGGGCAUUGUGGUACUUGAAGCAUCUUGGUUAUUUUCCAAUUAACAAGUGGGACAAAAAGAAAAAAUAAAUAAUUGAUAAUUACAUUUUAAUAAUCACAGCUUGGUCAUGAACUUGUACGUAAGUGAGACUGAAAGCAAUUGCUGAAUACCUGUCCUUUGGUUUUGGAGUA
This is a messenger RNA of Ricinus communis (castor bean), 982 nucleotides long. Its product is annotated as ribonuclease 3-like protein 1. Lineage: Eukaryota; Viridiplantae; Streptophyta; Magnoliopsida; Malpighiales; Euphorbiaceae. Bases 221 to 880 code for a protein of 219 amino acids. The transcript has 4 exons. The record is from RefSeq and is a predicted model, not a curated record.